Molecule: messenger RNA, 2011 nt
Organism: Sceloporus undulatus (fence lizard)
Lineage: Eukaryota; Metazoa; Chordata; Lepidosauria; Squamata; Phrynosomatidae
Gene: F2R
Product: coagulation factor II thrombin receptor
Exons: 2
Coding region: 157-1431 (424 amino acids)
Biological process (GO): positive regulation of blood coagulation; phospholipase C-activating G protein-coupled receptor signaling pathway; thrombin-activated receptor signaling pathway
Cellular component (GO): membrane
Molecular function (GO): thrombin-activated receptor activity
Source: RefSeq, a predicted model, not a curated record
CCAGGGGCGGAGAGGGGGCCGAAGGCUGGGGGGGCGGUCUCUGGGCCUGAGUCCGCCUCCUCUUCCUGGCCCAGGCUGCCUUCUCCUUCUCCUUCUCCUUCUCUUGGCCGGCGGAGAGGGGCUCCGGGGAAAGCAGCCUGCCUGCCUGCCUGGGCCAUGAUGGGGCCGCCCAGUCUGCUGCUGGGGCUGGGGCUCUGGAGCUUGGUGCUGGUCAACCCUUUGCUCUCCCUUCCUGCGACCCACAAUGGAUCUUUUCCCAAGAAUGAUAGCUUGGCACCACCACGAUCUUUCCCCAUAGCCAGAAAAAGAGAUUAUGAACCAAUUUCAUGGGAAGACACUGACUCUGAAAAUGACUUCGACCUUGGAUCAGGUUCUGACAAUCAAAGCAGAGCACAAUUAUAUCAUGUGUUUAAAGACACUGAACAGUACCUGACUGGUGGAUGGCUGACCCUUUUUGUACCAUCACUCUACACUUUAGUUGCCAUAGUUAGCCUUCCUCUGAACAUCACGACAAUUCUUGUGUUCCUGACAAAAAUGAAGAUGAAAAAGCCAGCUGUAGUAUAUAUGUUCAACCUGGCUUUUGCAGACGUACUCUUUGCAAGCAUGCUUCCUUUUAAGAUUGCCUACCAUUUUUCUGGAAACAACUGGGUAUUUGGUCCUGAAAUGUGUCGAUUUGUCACUGCCACAUUUUAUUGCAACAUGUAUUGUUCCAUAUUACUAGUGAUGGUGAUAAGCAUCGACCGUUUUCUAGCAGUGGUGUAUCCAAUGGAAUCUUUGUCAUGGCGCACAUUAAAUCGGGCCUCUGUGGUGUGCAUUGCCAUCUGGCUUGUAGCCAUUACUGGAGUGAUACCUCUUGUUAUCACUGAGCAAACCCAGAAAAUACCUGACCUAAGCAUUACAACUUGCUAUGAUGUGUUGGAUAAAGGUAAACUUCAAGGAUAUUACUUUAUAUUUUUCACUGUUUUCUCUUCACUUUUUUUUUUUGUGCCAUUAAUUAUUUGUUCUGCCUGCUACAUUUCCAUCAUCUGGUGUCUGAGCUCAUCAGAUAUUGCUGCAAAGCAGAGCAAGAAGACACGGGCUUUACUUUUGUCUGUAGCGGUUUUCUCCAUUUUUGUAUUGUGUUUUGGUCCAACAAAUGUUCUCUUGUUAGUUCAUUACAUACAUUUUUCUUACAAAAGCUAUACGGGGAGUAUCUAUUUUGCUUACCUCCUCUGUGUCUGUAUUAGCAGUGUAAGUUGCUGCAUUGAUCCUCUGAUCUAUUGUUAUGCCUCUUCUGAAUGCCAGCGACACCUCAGCAAUAUGUUGUGCUGCAAAAAGAACUCUGAACCCUGCAGUAGUAGCACCAGUGACCAGCUAAUGAUUAGGACCAGCCGAAGGGGAACUUGUACCAGCACACUUGGUCACAGUGUCUACAGGAAGUUGUUAACAUAAGCCUUUAUGGACAAAUGCACAUUUGAUGCUCUUAUGUUUUAUGCAGCUCUGUUUUUUAAGAUAAUCUAUGGAAGAGUAUUGGCCUAUAUUCAUUUUUCACGUGGUUAAUAUUUGAGCAUAAUGGCUACCAUUAUGAGAAAUACGUUGUGUGGGAAAAGAGGACAAGAACAAUCUGUGUACGUACACAUAAAUUGGUGGUCAGUGUCACUAGGAUUGGCAUCACCUGGUGCCAUAACACAUGAUGUCACCCGCCAUUGACCUCCUCCCAUACCACACCGUACAGAAUCCUCAAUAAUAUUUUUUGUACUAAUGUUAUUCAUAAAUCGUAAUUGCCAUAUGUUACUGAAUGUAAUGGCAAUGGUUGUGACACAAAAAACCUGGUAAAAUUAAAAUUAUACCUUUAAAUUACAAUACCAUACACACACCCUAAAUAUAUUCAUGUGUACAUCAUUUUGUGUGGGAAAAGUGAAAAUUUGGUAAGACUUGAUUUUUUAAAAAAAAAUUUAAAAGAAUAAAAAUUAUUUUUAAAAACAUUUUUUUAAAAAUUAACAUUUUAAAAAGAGAUUAUUUUUAUUUAUUU